UCCUGUGUGAUGGCAUGCUCACGGACCUGCUCCCGCAUUCUGGGGCUGAGCCUCGGGACUACAGCCCUGUUUGCUGCUGUGGCCAACACACUGCUCCUGUUUCCUAACUGGGAUGUGACCUACCUCUUGAGGGGCCUCAUUGGCAGGCAUGCCAUGCUGGGCUCUGGGCUCUGGGGAGGAGGCCUCAUGGUUCUCACUGCAGCUACCCUGAUCUCCCUGAUGGGCUGGAGAUAUGGCUGCUUCAGUAAGAUCGGGCCCUGCCAAAGGAUGCUUACUGCUCUGUUGUCAAGUGGCCUGGCUUUGCUUGGAGCCUUGAUUUGCUUUAUCACUUCUGGAGUAGCCCUGAAAGAUGGUCCUUUUUGCAUGUUCGAUGUCUCACCCUUCAAUCAGACACAGGCUUGGAAACAUGGUUACCCAUUCAAAGACCUACAUAACAGGAAUUAUUUGUAUGACCAUUCACUCUGGAACUCUGUCUGCCUGGAGCCUUCUAAAGCUGUCGUUUGGCACGUGUGCUUCUUCUCCACCCUUCUGUGCAUCAGCCUCCUCCAGAUUCUCCUGGUGGUCAUUCAUUUCAUCAAUAGCUUCCUGGGCCUUUUCUGCAGCCUCUGUGAGAAGUGA
Molecule: messenger RNA, 618 nt
Organism: Budorcas taxicolor (takin)
Lineage: Eukaryota; Metazoa; Chordata; Mammalia; Artiodactyla; Bovidae
Gene: TM4SF19
Product: transmembrane 4 L six family member 19
Exons: 4
Coding region: 10-618 (202 amino acids)
Cellular component (GO): membrane
Source: RefSeq, a predicted model, not a curated record